This is a messenger RNA of Lycium ferocissimum, 890 nucleotides long. RefSeq lists its product as uncharacterized. The record is from RefSeq and is a predicted model, not a curated record. NCBI's taxonomy places the organism in Eukaryota, Viridiplantae, Streptophyta, Magnoliopsida, Solanales, Solanaceae. The coding region runs from base 125 to 640 and encodes 171 amino acids. The transcript has a single exon.
GGUCAAUCCGCAAAAAAAAAUGAAAUUUGAUUGGGAGCCUUGAGGCCGUGACAUAGAGGGCAGAAAUUCCUACUCCAAAGGCCUAGUAAUCGGUAAACUCCACCCAACCCUCAACAGGAAGAGAAUGAGCAGAGGUAAGAAGACUGAAUCGGAGGAGGUGGAAGAGCUGCUCCGUGCGGCAGAGGAUGACGUGUCCCUUAAGCUGAGUCUUAAUUCCCAUAUGGCUCGUGGUUCUUCCACCCAAUUCAUCGACCCACAACUCGAUCAACGUUUCCAAGCUCUCAGAUCCAAGAAAACUCCCAAAAAAACCCCUAUUUCCCAACAGGGUAUAGGUUUAGUCAAACAACCACCUUCAGCCUCUACAGCAAUGGACUCAGAUGACUUGUUUACAAGAUUUGCAGCACUCAAAAGCUCCCUUCCCGCUUAUUCUUCGGCUUCAUCGUCAGCGGUGGAGAAGGAAGAGGGUGAUGAUGAUGAUGAAGUUGAGAAGGUGAUAAAGUGGGCAAUUGAUGCUGCUAGACUUGAUCCUUCGCCUCCCUCCGAGACUGAUGAUGACAAUGAUGAGAGCAGCACUGAUGUGGAGGAUGAAAAUAGUGACGAUGAUUCCAAGCGUCGGCAAAGAAAAGCUAAGCGCAAAUGAUUUGUGACUCUCUGUGUAUUUUUUCACCUGCUUGACUCGUAUAUUUGAUAGAAAGAUUUUGUGUUUCCUUGUAUCUAUGCAUUAAAAGUUCUCGCUUUUCUUCUAAUUGGUGACAUUGUAAAUUGUCAAAAAUGUGUUUCUAUCUUUUCUUUUGCUUUUUUGUGAAUUGAUAUCUUGCCUUAGAAAAUUAGGCAUUUUCAAUGUAAGUCAUAUUGAGUUGAUUGUGGAAAGUAAAGGUGCACUACUACUA